GUGGUUGAGAAACAUGGCAAGUAAACCAGGCAUUCUCAGUGAUUGGCCAUGGCAAUCCAUGGGAAACUUUAAGUAUGGUCUUCUGGUCCCUGGGGUGAUUUACAGCACCUACUCGUUCAUAACCUGCAAAGCAGAAAAUGAGAGGAACCUGUUCAUGUUCCUGAUUUUCCCAUUUCUGGUGUUUAGAUUGGUUCACUACCAACUAUGGAUUUCUUACUCUCGCUACCGAACUGCCAAAGGAAACAAUAGGAUUCUUGACAAGAGCAUUGACUUCGACCAAGUUGACAGAGAAAGGAGCUGGGAUGAUCAGAUUAUAUUGAAUGGAAUUUUGUUCUACGGGGCGGGCGUAGUCUUGAAAGAUCAAUUUAACAUGCCCUUCUUUAAAGCAGAUGGCACACUAAUCAUACUGCUACUUCACUGGGGUCCAGCUGAGUUCCUCUACUACUGGCUUCACCGAGCAUUGCACCAUCAUUACCUCUAUGCUUGCUAUCACUCCCAUCACCAUUCUUCCAUUGUCACCGAGCCCAACACCUCGUUUGUUCACCCAUUCGCAGAAGUACUUUCGUAUUAUGGGCUCCUUUUGAUACCGACAUUGACAUCGGUAUACAUUGGAAAAGCCAACAUCGUCGGAGUGUUUACUUAUGUUACUGUUAUUGAUUUCUUGAACAACAUGGGACACUGUAACUUCGAGUUCAUCCCCAAAUGGGCCUUCACCAUUUUCCCUCCUCUCAAAUAUAUUGUUUACACUCCUUCGUUUCACUCUCUACAUCACACUCAAUUUCGGACCAAUUACUCUCUUUUUUGUCCACUCUACGAUUAUGUCUAUGGCACCGUCGACAAGUCGACAGAUAGUGUGUAUGAAACUGCUCUAAAAAGAGAGGCAGAGUCACCGGACGUGGUUCAUCUGACUCAUCUAACCACGCCGGAUUCCAUCUACCAUCUUCCCCUUGGAUUCCCUUCCUUGUCCUCUAAGCCCCAAGCUUCUAAAUGGUACCUACUGUUUAUGUGGCCUGUCACCCUCUGGUCCGUGCUCUUGACUUGGAUUUUCGGCCAUGCCUUUAUUUCAGAAAGGAACACCUUUAAAAAACUCAAACUUCAAACUUGGGUUAUUCCCAAAUACAAUAUGCAAUAUUUCUCAAAAUGGCAAAGAGAAACCAUCAAUAAAUUGAUUGGAGAAGCCAUUCAAGAUGCAGAUAAGAAGGGAGCUAAGGUGCUCAGUUUAGGCCUUUUAAAUCAGCAUGAGGAGUUUAGCGGAAAUGUAGAGCUUUAUAUAAAAAAGAACCCUCAGCUUAAAAUCAAGGUUGUAGAUGGAAGCAGUUUAGCAGCAGCUAUUGUUCUAGACAGCAUGCCUAAAGAAACAGCCCAAGUACUCCUAAGAGGCAGAAUCUCUAAGGAUGCUUGUUUCUUGGUCCAAUCUUUAAGUCAAAAGGGUAUCAAGGUGGUGACAUCGCAAGAGGAUGAAUACAAGAAGCUGUUAAAGUUCGAUAAGAAACUUGAAAGUAAUUUGGUUCUUUCAAAAAGAUAUGAUGUCAAGGUAUGGUUGGUGGGAGAUGGUCUGACUGAUAAAGAACAGUCCAAGGCACCAAAAGGAACAUUAUUCAUUCCAUUUUCCACAUUCCCACCAAAGAAAGUUCGCAAAGAUUGCUACUAUCAUACUACACCAGCAAUGGAGGCUCCUAAAUCUCUGGAGAACAUGCACUCUUGUGAGGACUGGUUGAUGAGGAGGGUGACGAGUGCAAGCCGUGUGGCUGGGAUAAUUCAUGCUUCAGAAGGGUGGGAUGUGAACGAGUGUGGUGGCACCAUUUUUAGCAUCGAAAAAGUUUGGAAGGCUAGUCUUGAGCAUGGAUUUCGCCCCUUGACUUGUCAAUCUCCACUUAAUUAAAAUGUAGGCUUGUAUUAGGCCAUGGCUAGGAGAAAUCAUGCAGUCAUAAUAUAUGCUUAUGAGCUUUCAUCUUCCUUGUAUCUUAGAAAAGUUCUGGCAGGUUGGUUUCCUUGUGAAUGGGAAUAAUUUGCCUUGUAUUUGACUAGAUGUUUUAUUUUCCUUUUUCUGGUAGCCAGUAGGAUUUGGGUGCCUAAGAAUUCAGUAUUUAAGAUGAUCAAAAUAUAAUUUAAAGUUUUAAACUAAAGAUAGCGGACAAACUAAUCGAAUGCAUCUUCUGAACAUGGUCCUAGUUGAAGCUGAUCUGCAAGCUCUUGGAUAUCAAAUGCUUCACUCUUAGACUCUCUCCAUAUCCAGCUCUGUCAAACGUCAAAAUACAUACACCCAGCUCUGCCAUCACCUCCUACUUGACAAAACCAGCUAUGAUGAUCUUCAACAUCUUCACAAAUAUGUUCAAGCUAGACAUAUUUAUAUUCAAGUAUAAAUGAAACAUCUAUGUUCAAUCAAUGAAAGAAUUUUGUUUACAAUCAUGAGGAUUCUGAAGGAUUCAAAGGCCUAAAGCAAAGUAUAUAUGUUGUUGGACUAAUUUUGGACUGUAGUGGAUCAGGGGCUUAGAGACAAAAGUGCUCAGAUCUGCCAGGAUGUAGCCCAUGAGGCAAUAACUUUAAAUGGUUUUGACCCAAACACAAGUCUAAAAUAGA
Messenger RNA from Durio zibethinus, 2580 nucleotides. Its product is annotated as very-long-chain aldehyde decarbonylase CER1-like. The record is from RefSeq and is a predicted model, not a curated record. Gene Ontology annotation, biological process: lipid biosynthetic process. NCBI's taxonomy places the organism in Eukaryota, Viridiplantae, Streptophyta, Magnoliopsida, Malvales, Malvaceae. Gene Ontology annotation, molecular function: oxidoreductase activity; iron ion binding.